AUGUCGGGCUGGCUUGGAUACUUUUCCAAGAAGGACAACAAGAACUCGGCGCGAGAUGCGAUAGUGGGGCUGCGAACGCAGCUGUUGAUGCUCGAGAAGAAGGAGGAGCACCUCAACAAGAAGAUCGAAGACGAGCUCAAGAAAGCAAAGGCCAAUGUGACCACAAAUAAGCGAGCGGCGCAAGCGGCUCUGCGGCAAAAGAAGGCAUACGAGAAUGAGCUCGAUCGCAUCGCGGGCACACGGAUGACGCUCGAAACGCAGGUCAACGCCAUCGAGAGCGCCAACAUGAACCUCGAGACCAUGACGGCGAUGCGCAAGGGUGCAGACGCUCUCAAGACGAUCCACGGCAGCUUGAAUAUCGACAAGGUGGACUCGACAAUGGACUCGAUUCGCGAGCAGAUGGAUCUCACCAACGAGAUCUCGGAUGCCAUCUCGAACCCCGUGGGCAUGGGCCACGAUAUUGACGAGGACGAGCUCAAGAACGAGCUGGAGGAGCUGGAGCAGGAUGAGCUGAACGAGAGGUUGGUGGGCGCCGACUCGGUGCCUCUGCACACGCCCGCGGUGGCCACAUCAGCAGGACCAUCACGCAUCUCGAAUGGGCCGGAGCGCAAACAGGCUGUGGUGGAAGACGAUGACGAUGCCGAGCUGCGUGCGCUACAGGCCGAGCUUGCCAUGUAG
Molecule: messenger RNA, 678 nt
Organism: Kalmanozyma brasiliensis GHG001
Lineage: Eukaryota; Fungi; Basidiomycota; Ustilaginomycetes; Ustilaginales
Product: Snf7
Exons: 2
Coding region: 1-678 (225 amino acids)
Biological process (GO): late endosome to vacuole transport via multivesicular body sorting pathway; vesicle budding from membrane
Cellular component (GO): multivesicular body; cytoplasmic side of plasma membrane; ESCRT III complex
Source: RefSeq, a predicted model, not a curated record